ACAUUAACAAGACAUAGACCGCGACCAAGAUCCCAGAUUAACGAAAGAUCUCGAAGUUUCGCACCGGGUACAAGUUCGCACGAAUCCGCCCUCGAAGACGACGUGUUCUUCGAGCAACAGGCGCCUCCGGCAAGUCCGCCAUUCGACAAUACCUCAAGUGAUGAGCUCGACGCGAACCCUCCCGUAGAACAUCGAAAGACGUUGGAGGCGCCGAUACGCUACACCGCGACAACCGGAUGGAAGCGCAAUCCUCAACACGUCGUAAGGACCAGAGGAGAACAUCGAAAGGACGUGGGCGGGAGUAGAAUAUUUUCAUCUCUUCUAGAUAGCGUCUUAGACAAUUCUGAUCGGAGACAGUAUGGAAUGGGAUGGGUCGGCCGCAUGUUUGGGCGGUCAAUGAGGCGGUCAGUACAACAAGACGAAGAUAUACAACAGCAGCUUGACGAUUUAGAAGAUCAUCGGCCGAUGUUCACCUACUGGGUUACGACUGUGCAAAUACUGGUGCUCGCCAUUUCUCUGGUCUGUUACGGAUUCGGCCCAUUUGGUAUUGAAAUGAGGACCAGAUCCGCCCACGUGCUCGUACCGAGUUUGUCAUUACAACAGGUCGAUUAUUUAGAACCUGCAAAUUUUUGGUACGGUCCAAAGGCGGCAGAUUUAAUACAUCUAGGAGCAAAAUUUGCGCCGUGCAUGCGAAUCGACGAUAAAAUACAACAGCAAAUUGAGAAAACGAGGACAAAGGAACGCGAAACGGCGUGCUGCAUAAGGAAUGACCACUCCGGCUGUGUGCAAUCAUCACGAGCGGAUUGUUCAAUCCGAGGAUUAAUGCCAUCGAAUACCAUAUCAACUUGGAAGAAAUGGACGCCAAGAGACGCGGGACCCGGCGGACGCAUUUCCGGUUCGGUCUGCGGUCUUGAUCCGAAGUACUGCGACGCGCCCGCAAGCGUGCAUCCCUACGAGUGGCCCGAUGACAUUACGAAGUGGCCGAUCUGUCGCAAAACGAACACGCAGUUUUCAAUCCAGAAGCACGUCCCGAAGGACAAAUCGGCCGAGCACAUGAUCUGCGAGGUGAUCGGUCAUCCGUGCUGCAUCGGCAUUCACGGCAUGUGCAAGAUCACGACGAAGGAGUACUGCGAUUUCGUGAGCGGGACGUUUCACGAGGAGGCGUCGCUUUGCUCGCAGGUUUCGUGCUUGGACGACGUGUGUGGAAUGGUGCCGUUUUACUUUCCCGAAGUUCCCGAUCAGUUCUAUCGAUUGUGGACGUCGCUCUUCCUGCAUGCCGGUAUUCUACAGAUGCUAAUCACCGCGGUGCUCCAGUGUCUGAUGAUGCGGGACUUGGAGAAGCUUACGGGAAGUUUGCGGAUCGCCAUCAUUUAUUUAGGGUCGGGAAUCGCCGGGAAUCUGGCGAGCGCCAUCUUCGUACCUUACCGGGCCGAUGUGGGACCAUCGGGAUCUCACUUUGGACUGUUGGCCUGCCACAUUGUAGAAGUCUUAAACGCGUGGCCAAUGCUAAAGCAUCCUAAUCAAGCCUUAUGCAAACUCCUUUCGAUCACCUUGUUCCUCUUCGUGAUUGGGCUAAUGCCUUGGGUCGAUAAUUACGCUCACUUGUUCGGGUUCGUUUUCGGUUUUUUGCUUUCGUACGCCCUCUUACCAUUCAUCACUUUCGGACCAUACGAUAGGCAAAAGAAAAUUGUUUUAAUUUGGGUUUGUUUAUUAUCGGCUGCGUUUCUUUUUAUCUGCUUAGUUCUCCUCUUUUACAUUAUACCAGUUUAUGACUGUGAAGUGUGUUCAUAUUUCAACUGCUUACCGAUUACUCGCGAUUUUUGUGCUUCACAAAAUAUUAACUUUAAGAGGGAAGAGUACAUAGUAUGACAAAUAUUUUUACGGUUAUUAACCGUACUGUUUAUACCCAUUUUCGUACUUAUUUUUUCUGUAUUUAUUAUCGACCGUGCAAAAUCCUUUCUUACCACUCGGAUUGCCCCCCUACCUUUCUCCUUAGUACUUACCUAAUUGUCAGUGAAGACGUUAACAGAAAAAAAGUAACAAAUAAACUCAGUAUCUAUGUGAAAUUCAAAUAUAUUUAUGGAUGAAUGUUACAAGUGAAAAAAAAACGCCUAAAAACUCUUGUUUGUGAUAAUUUUCCAAAAGACUCUCUUGAAUUUAAAAAUAUGAAAAAACGUAGUGUGAGAACUGAUAAAAACCCAUGUGAUAAAGACGAUAUCUGUACUUAAGACAUUUUAUUUAUAUAUUAUUGUAAAAAUAUGUGCAAUGAAUUUCUUUGGUUGGCAACGAAAUUUCAGCUGUAAAAUGCAAACUGAUUUGCUGCUAUGCUUGAAACGCCCAAUCCCAUUACGAACAAUAAUUUUUUUAAUUCUUGAUGGUACUCCGUUACAAUACACUUUAGUCUGAUUUCGACAGUGCUAUGUGUACGAACAGCUCAGAUUUUAAGUAGUGCCAAGACCGAUAAUUGAGUUUUUGAAACGUACAAGUCGGUUCGUCUGACCGAAAUCAGUGUAAGGUGUGAUCCUUUAACACUUGCUAGUUUUUAUAAACAGGGAGCGUAAAAAUUGCGAGGACCGGGAUGUAGAUGUUGAAUUUUUAAGCGUGACCGCCGAGCGUUCCAGAUAUGUAUUAAAGCUAAUAUUAUCUACAAUAAAAAACUUAUUUGUAUGUGUUUAUUGAUACAUUUAUCAUUAACGUAAAUAAAUAUUUUCAUCACUAUAGAUAUAUUGUAGGUCUGUAUAAACAUAUUGUGUACGAAUAAUUCAUGAUUGUAUAUAUAAAAAAUAUCGCGUACGAACUGACCAUGUUUACUUUGACGUGACGUUGUUGAACCCAAAUUAUUCAAAUUUAAAAAGACUACCUACCUAUAGGAUUACUUUCGCGAUUAUAUUUUGCAAUUUUUUGGCAUGUCUCGUUUGCCGUUGUGAACGAAACACGCAAAAAUAGCUUCCAUUGUAAGAUUCGUGCGGGCGGCUACAAAAGAACCAUCAAAUUUUAUUUUUUGUUUUCGGUUGGGCCAAUUUGUAAAUAUUUUUGCGGCACUCUACAGCCGCGAAACGUUCAAUUCAGUGGAUGAGCGAUUAUAUUUGUUUAUUAAACAAAAGCCCAAAUGUGUAAAAUAUAAAAUCAAUUUUGUAUAA
This is a messenger RNA of Photinus pyralis (common eastern firefly), 3140 nucleotides long. Its product is annotated as inactive rhomboid protein 2-like. Lineage: Eukaryota; Metazoa; Arthropoda; Insecta; Coleoptera; Lampyridae. Gene Ontology annotation, molecular function: serine-type endopeptidase activity. The record is from RefSeq and is a predicted model, not a curated record. Gene Ontology annotation, biological process: regulation of epidermal growth factor receptor signaling pathway; regulation of protein secretion. Gene Ontology annotation, cellular component: endoplasmic reticulum membrane.